Molecule: messenger RNA, 1118 nt
Organism: Diachasmimorpha longicaudata
Lineage: Eukaryota; Metazoa; Arthropoda; Insecta; Hymenoptera; Braconidae
Exons: 6
Coding region: 92-1024 (310 amino acids)
Source: RefSeq, a predicted model, not a curated record
ACACUAAUGUGUGUGGACUCCCACCACUGUUCACAGCUAUAAAACAAGACACCGACUGGAUUCACAGUCUAUUGCACGCGAGUUAGCCAUCAUGAGCACAUACGACUUGUUUAUCUGUUGUUUAUUAUUUACUGCUGCUUCUGCAGCACCCGCAGAAGGAGAAUGCGAUAAGACCAAAUGCAAAGGGCCCCUGAAAUUCUACAAUGAAUUAUCCUGCGAGCCAGUUUACAAAAACGAGGACGACUGUUGUCCCUACAAAUACAACUGUGAAAAUCUGAGUGAACGAUCCACUGACAAGUGCUACCUAAACGGACACACGUAUGAAAUUGGGGAGCAACUACGAGAGGAGGAUGCGAAGCCCUGCGACAUCGGGUGCGUCUGCAGGGAAAACCUGGGAGUGGCUGGAUUCACCUGUGCUGUCGUCGAUUGCUUUGCUCGUGCCAGACCUGGAUGUUAUCUCGCUAGGAAUUCCUCAAAUUGCUGCCCCGGCCCUGAAAUUUGUCCUGGAAGCCAGGAAGAAUGGCCUAAGUGUGAAGUAGAUGGAAAAACCUACAAUGCAGGUGACUACUUCGAACCUGCAGCAGAGCCCGACAAGUACUGUUAUUGCGGUGCUGGGUACACAGGCGAAAACGUCGAGCCCUUCUGCAAGACCCGGGGCUCCACAUCCUGCGGAGUGGAACUUCGUAACGCCUAUGAGAUUCAUAACAACUGUCCACCGGUCUUUUACAACUCCCAAUCCCCGCAGACCGAUUGCGCGGUGGCUUUCAGAUGUCAAAACGAUAAAGACGAAGUUAUCAAUGCUGAGGGAACCCCUGAAACAGUCGACGCAAAAUCAGCGUCGGACGAGGACGUGGACAUGUGCAAAUUUGGAAACAUGAGCAUGAAGCUGGGUCAGGAACUCAAUCAGAAGACAGAUUAUUCUUCAGUGUGUGUCAAGUGCGUCUGCGAGGUACCACCGAUACCCACCUGUCAGCGACUACCUGAUGAUAUCUGUGAUGUUACCGAUCACCCGAAAUUCAGCUAAAGUGGAAGGGUGCGCCCUUAGCGUGUCGUUGGCUAGUGAUUUAUACGAUUUUUGAGCAUUAUGUACUCGUUUACUAAUUAAAUAAAUGGAAAAA